Tetrahymena thermophila SB210 is the source of this 1353-nucleotide messenger RNA. RefSeq names its product kinase domain protein. Gene Ontology annotation, molecular function: small GTPase binding; GTPase activator activity. The transcript is spliced from 16 exons. Lineage: Eukaryota; Ciliophora; Oligohymenophorea; Hymenostomatida; Tetrahymenidae. The record is from RefSeq and is a predicted model, not a curated record. Gene Ontology annotation, cellular component: perinuclear region of cytoplasm; nucleus; cytosol. Gene Ontology annotation, biological process: nucleocytoplasmic transport; activation of GTPase activity.
AUGAAACAAGAAUAAAAACAUUAUAAUACACUUGAAAGCUUUCAAAGUUCUAAUUUAGAAGAUCAUAAACUCCUAAAUGUUUACUUAUUUCACAGCAGAUUUGAUUCAAGUAAAGCACUAUCAUUAAGAGAUUCUUUGCUAAACUGUCGAAAUCUGACAGAACUGACUUUAUAAUUAGGAGAAAACUAAUUAAAAGACUAAGGAAUCUGUGAUUUGAGCUAAGUCUUUCCUUCCUUGAAAAAUAUCUACAAAUUAUCAAUUGAUAUUAGCUCCAAUAAAAUUGGCCCUGAAGGAUUAUCUGCGUUAAGUUUAAACUUAGCGAAAUGCAAAACUAUUACAGAUUUCUCUCUUAUUCUAUCUAAAAGCUUUAUUGAUAACUAAUGUGCAGCGAUUAUUGGUACUAUCUUUUAGAAUUGGGAACAAAUUCAAACAAUUAAAAUUGAUCUGAAUUUUAAUAAAAUUGAAGAUUAAGGAGCUCAUGACGUAUGUUAAUAUUUGAAAAACUCCUAAAUUCUCUAAAAUUUAGAUAUCUACUUGAACGAAAACUAAAUUUCCAGAAAAGGAGCUUAAGGAAUUGGAUUAGGGUUAGGAGGAUGUAAAUAUUUGGAAGAAUUGAAUUUAUAAAUUGGAGAAAAUCCAAUACGCUGUGAAGGUUGCUUUGAAUUAAGUUGUGAAUUAGAAAAAUGCUAAUAGCUUAAAUUUUUAACUCUUUCUUUAUUUUGUACUUAAAUUGGGGAUAAAGGUGCUUCUCUUAUAGGAGAAUCUUUAUGUAAAUUCCCUAGCCUCUAAAUAUUAAAUCUUAUUAUCCAUACAAAUCUAAUUAAAGAAGAAGGUGCUGCUAAUUUUGCUUCAAAUUUAUCUAAAACAUAGUUGAGUUUUAAAAAAUUAUCUAUAAAUUUUUCAUGGAAUUAAAUUGGAAUCAAUGGAGCUAAGCAAAUUUGCUCUAGCUUAGCUAAAAUUAAACAAACACAGAAUUUAGAGCUUUAUAUCAGCAGUAAUAAAGUUAUUCUUAAAGGAACAGAAGGUUUUGCGCAUGCUUUUUCAUAAUAUGAAGAAUUGUAAAAUCUAAAAUUAGAUCUAAAUUAAAACUAAAUCAAUAAUGAAGGCUUAUCUGAUAUAGGAUCUGGUUUAUCAAUGUGUAAAAAAUUGAUAAAUUUGACAUUAGGUCUUUAAGUUAACCAUUUAGGAAAUGAAGGAGCUCAAAAAAUGUGCUCUAGUUUAGUGAAUUUCAAAAAUCUUAAAUACCUAGUAUUAAAUUUAAAUUCAAACGGCAUAACCAAAGAAUUAGGCAUUAGAGUUGUAUAAAAGCUAAAAAAAUUAUCUAAAUUAGUUUAUUUAUACAUUAUUAUAUGA